AUGGCGGUUGCUGAUCUGAGAGACGAGCUGAACUGCUCCAUCUGCCUGAAUGUGUACGAGGACCCUGUCAUGCUGAGAUGUGGACACAACUUCUGUUCCACCUGUAUAGGAAAGGUGCUGACAGCACAGGAAGGAUCUGGAAUGUAUUCUUGUCCACAAUGCAGAAUGCAGUUUGAGGAGCGCCCUGCACUACAGAGAAACCUAGUUUUAAGGAACAUUGCAGAGCGUUUUCGGUCUACUCAUGCGGAGGAGGAACCCAGCGGGGUCUUGUGUACGUACUGCAUUAACUCUUUAACACCCGCUGUUAAGACAUGCGUCAAUUGUGAGGCUUCUCUGUGUGAGGGUCACGUCAAAGUGCACAAUAAGUCUUCGGAGCAUGUACUGAUUGAGCCUACCACUUGCUUGGAGAACAGAAAAUGCUCCAAACAUAAAAAGAUCUUGGAGUAUUUUUGUUAUGAAGACUCUGUCUGUAUCUGUGUGUCCUGUAGAUUGGAUGGAAUACAUAAAGGACAUCAGGUUGAGCCUAUUGAAGAGGCUUUUGAAAAGAAGAGAGAAAAGUGGAGAAAUGUUCUUGAGGAGUUGCCUUCACAGAAAGACGAGGCCACAAGUAGGAUCCAGACUCUUCUGAGUAACAAGGACAAAAUGAUCAGGAAUGCAGCAAGUACAAAAGAGAAAGUCAUGGACAUGGUCAAGGAGAUCAAGAAAAAGCUGGAUGCUCUAGAGGAGAGAAUCCUCAACGAGGUUUACAAGCAAGAAGAGGAAACUUCAAACUCCAUAACUAAACUCAUCCAGAAUCUGGAAGUGAACAUUGAUAGCAUUUCAGAAAAGAUAACAAUGUUUGAGAAGAUGUACAGCAUGGCGGAUCCCUUACGUGUUUUACAAGACCACGGGGUGGACAGAGAUAAUGAAGCGAAGGACUGUAAGGUCUUGGAGAAAACACAAAGGAAGGACGAUGGUAUAAAUGAUUUUCCUGAAAGAAUGAUUUACGUACAAUUAUUCAAGAGUUUGUUUAAUAUUGUAAAUGAAGUAAGAGCGGAUACAUUGCAGACUGACUUAGACCUCAUACUAGAUGAAGACACAGCUGGAAAUAAUGUAAAUAUUUCAAAAGACUUAAAAACUCUCUCUUGGGCAGAAAUACAGAAUAGUCUUCCUCGGACCCCAAAGAGAUUUAGUAUUAAUCAGGUUUUAAGUAAAAAUAGUUUUUCCUCAGGGCAACAUUACUGGGAAAUGGAGACAAGUAAAACAGGUAACUGGAGGGUAGGGGUAGCUUAUGCAAGUAUGGACACCAAAGAUCGGAGUUCAUUUGGAGAUAAUAAGAAGUCCUGGUGUCUGCGAAGGUCUAAUGACAAGUAUUCUGUUCUACAUGACAAGACUGAGACCGGUUUUGCACAAACUUCUUCCAGCCACAAUGUUGGGGUGUAUCUGGAUUACGAGGAUGGCCGUCUGUCGUUUUAUGAGCUGUGUGGUUCGGUCAGACACAUGCACACCUUUCACACAACUUUCACCGAACCCCUUCAUGCCGCUGUUCUAGUAUAUAAAAGUUUUGUGAAGAUCAUGAACAUGGCGCACUAA
Messenger RNA from Nanorana parkeri, 1572 nucleotides. Its product is annotated as nuclear factor 7, ovary-like. The record is from RefSeq and is a predicted model, not a curated record. NCBI's taxonomy places the organism in Eukaryota, Metazoa, Chordata, Amphibia, Anura, Dicroglossidae. Bases 1 to 1572 code for a protein of 523 amino acids. Gene Ontology annotation, molecular function: zinc ion binding; protein binding. The transcript has a single exon.